Molecule: messenger RNA, 3172 nt
Organism: Scomber japonicus (chub mackerel)
Lineage: Eukaryota; Metazoa; Chordata; Actinopteri; Scombriformes; Scombridae
Gene: sf1
Product: splicing factor 1
Exons: 12
Coding region: 129-2159 (676 amino acids)
Biological process (GO): regulation of mRNA splicing, via spliceosome
Cellular component (GO): nucleus
Molecular function (GO): zinc ion binding; mRNA binding
Source: RefSeq, a predicted model, not a curated record
UUUGAUUAUACUAUUGAAGCGGAGGCUUCAGACAAUACUUUGGGAGAUAUUUUCCCCAGUUUAAAUACAUUUAUACCUGAUUCGACCGACGGUUAGAAGGAGACUAAGCCAUUUCCGUAUAGCGAAAAAUGGCCACAGGAGCAAAUGCAACUCCUUUAGGGAAGUUGCACCCCAGCAUCGGAGCUAAACGAGGAUUUGACGCCGGGCCUGGUGCGGGUAACGGGCUGAUGCCAACGCCGGGGCCGCCUGCAGCUUUCCCCUCGAUACAAGCUUUUCAGCCCGCAAUGCCAAACGCAUCUUUUCCGCAGUUCAAUGCAGUGGCAGGUUUUGUGGCCCCGACUCCACAACAACCAGCGGUAGCGGCUGGACUGCCCAAACCAGUAGAUUUUGGUCAGAAGAAACAUAGAAAGAAAAGUCGCUGGAGCAGUGAGACGCCUGAUCAGAAGACAGUCAUACCGGGCAUGCCCACUGUCAUUCCCCCUGGACUGACCCGGGAUCAAGAGAGAGCCUAUAUAGUCCAACUGCAGAUUGAAGACCUGACUCGUAAACUGCGUACAGGAGACCUGGGAAUCCCUGUUAACCCUGAGGACAGGUCUCCCUCUCCCGAGCCCAUAUACAACAGCGAGGGCAAGAGGUUAAACACACGAGAGUAUCGUACGCGGAAGAAGAUCGAGGAGGAACGUCACUCCCUCAUCACUGAGAUGGUUGGACUCAACCCUGACUUCAAACCUCCUGCAGACUACAAGCCUCCAGCCACCAGAGUGAAUGACAAAGUCAUGAUUCCCCAAGAUGAAUAUCCCGAGAUCAACUUUGUUGGUUUGCUCAUUGGACCACGUGGUAACACUCUGAAGAACAUCGAGAAAGAAUGCUGCGCCAAGAUCAUGAUCCGCGGUAAAGGUUCCGUGAAAGAGGGGAAGGUUGGCCGAAAGGAUGGACAGAUGCUACCGGGCGAGGAUGAGCCUCUGCAUGCUCUGGUCACCGCCAACACCAUGGAGAAUGUCAAGAAAGCUGUGGAGCAGAUUCGUAACAUCCUGAAACAAGGCAUCGAGACGCCCGAGGAUCAGAACGAUCUACGUAAGAUGCAGCUGAGAGAACUGGCCAGACUCAAUGGCACAUUGAGAGAAGAUGACAACAGGAUCCUUCGACCCUGGCAGAACACUGAGCCCCGCAGCAUUACUAACACCACCCUCUGUACCAAAUGUGGUGGAGCAGGCCACAUCUCCUCUGACUGCAAAUACACCAGCUCAUUUGCCGCCCACAGAGCAACUGGUGGCGAGCCGCCUCAGUCGGCCCAGGACAAGGCUCGUAUGGACAAGGAGUAUCUGUCCCUCAUGGCUGAGCUGGGGGAGGCUCCGGUCCCCUCAUCAGCUGGAGGACACUCCAACAACCAGGGAGGAGGGCCUCGAGCCUCAGGCCCCAACAAUAACCAGCCACCACCGCAGAACCGGCCUCCUUGGAUGAGCUCUGGUCAGGAGAACAGGAACUUCCAUGGCAUGCACGGAGGCCCCGGUGGCCACGGAGGACCCCACAGCUUCCCUCCCCCCAUGCCCAACAUGGGAGGCCCUCCUAUGCCCCCCAACCCCAAUGGCCUGCCUCCCCCUUGGAUGCAGCCCCCUCCUCCCCCCAUGGGCCAGGGUCCAGGACCUCACGGACACCCCAUGGGUCUGCUGCCACCUCCGAUGGGCAUGAUGCCACCUCCACCCCCUCCCCCCAGCAGUCAGCCACCACCACCCCCUUCUGGACCCCUGCCACCAUGGCAGCAGCAGGCUCCACCUCCCCCUCCAACCAGCAGCAUGGCAACCAGCACACCACUGCCCUGGCAACAGAAUACUGCCACCACAUCCAGUCCUGGCACCGCCACCCUGCCUCCAUGGCAGCAGCCCCAGCAGACUGCAACCUCCGGAGCCCAGCCCCCACCUCCGAUGGGUACCCCAUCCAUGGUGCCGCCUCCCCCCGGAGUCCAGCCCCCGUUGCCCCCCGGCGCCCCUCCUCCUCCACCUCCACCACCUCCAGGCUCAACCGGCAUGAUGUACGCCCCACCGCCGCCCCCGCCACCAAUGGACCCUUCCAACUUCGUCACCAUGAUGGGGAUGGGGGUGCCAGGCAUGCCCCCCUUUGGCAUGCCCCCAGCCCCCCCACCUCCCCCACCCCAGAAUUAACCCUCCCACAGAAGAAUCGUCCUCCCACAAGAGUUUCUACCCCGCAGCACAUUGUUCACCACAUACCAAUAGACUGAUGUUAUAUACUCACAGAAGAAAUAUAACCAGUGCUUUAUUUUUUAUUGAUCCUUGAUAUUGUGAAGACAUCUCUCAAACAAUGAAAAGCUGUGUUGGUUCAAUUUGUAAAGUUGCGUAAAUUAAUGAGUUAUUUUCCUGUUUUUAAAGUCUGUAUUAAUACAAAGCUCAUAGUGUGCAAACAAACAGCUGCUGCUCUCGGGCACAUGUUCCGCAGCGCUACUGUAGCCUGUCAUAUUAUUUGUAUACCAAAUAAAAAAAGCUCCAAUCGGCAGCCGUAAGUUUAAUUUGUGCUGAACAGUCUCAUCGCUUCUAAUGUUUCAAUUCUAACAGGACCUCUGAUUGGAUUCAUACAUUACAAUACAAUCUGCAUGAUACAUUUUAAACACCAAAUUCAGUUUUUUCAAGUGACACAUUUCUACUCCUGUCAUGCUCCAGAUGUCCAGAUGUUGGCUUUGAGUUGAAUAAGAUGAAUAUUUUUGUAACAAUGAGAUGUGAAGUGUAUCUUAGUUCUGUCAAACCUUUUUGUAGUACUGUAUCAUUGUUUUCCAGAAAUUCCCAGGGGUUAUUGUUUUUUUUGUUUUUUUUUCUUUUCUUACAUGCAUGCUUCUCAGUUGUGAAAUUGAGUUUAAAAUGGGAGGGGAGGGGGGGUUUGACACUGAACCCCCUCCCUCCUCGGACUACUUGAAUGCUGAGAAUCUGACUUCUUUUUCUGCAUCUCUCUGCUCUGAUAAGACGCUGUGUGCAGUGUUUGUGUUGCUUCUACAAGGACAGAAAAAUAUCUGAUUUUUCCCUCCGGUUACUAAAGAAAAAAAAAAAGUUCUUAGUUCUCCUCUGUUCCUGCAGUUGUUGGUCUGUUUGUGUUAUGGCUCUAGCCUUGAAUGAAUAGCUGUUGAAAUCUUGCUUAGUUAGCAUUAAAAUGAUCCAUUUCACCUUUA